CGUUUCUUUAUUCAGACCCGUUAAAAAGAAAAACUGCGGACCGAAUGACCGAUAUCAUCGGGUCAGGGUCUGUUUGUGGAUUUCAGUUCAGUUUUCCCACCGCUACGUAGGCGGGCGAUUAGAGAACGGAGGGUUAAACACCGCAAUAAUCAGUUGAGGAGGAAGAGGGCAGAUGGCAAGUCAGCUGAAAAACCCUAAAUAUCAUCCGAAGCUCAACCCCAACUGGGCUGAGCUAUGUCAAAAACUCAAUAUCAACAGUUCAAAGAAACAGCUCAUAAAGCCUAUGCGAGAAUCAGAAACCCCUAGUACCAUCUUGGGGAAGAGAAAAGAGAGGCAUAAUGUGCUAGCGAGUGAUUCACAGACCAACCCUUUGGAUCCUACCUCGUCUGAUUUUAGUGUUACUGAUGUGAUAGCCAUGGAUUGUGAAAUGGUUGGUGUCAGCUCUCUUGGACACAAGAGCGCACUUGGGCGAGUCACAUUGGCGGAACUGGUUCCGAGCAAGACUUCUCCGCGCCCGUGGGAGUCUUACCAGACUGUUGACCACUGGUAGUUGACUGCUAAAGUCGUCUAAUCUGAAAGGCUGUGUGAAAUUGUGCCAUCAAGCUUUCCGGCGAUGGUGAAGAUACUAGCGGAGAGAUUGGUGGUCUCCUCUCAAUGUCACCGAUCUCAUUAGAGGUUGGGAUGGCAGAGUGGGUUCGACCUUGAUUCCCAUACCGGCGAUUUCGGCCGUCUCUUUUCGAUCUAGGACAGGUAAACAGAUGGGGAAAUGUUAUAUAUGAUGAAUAUGUCCGGCCAAUGGAAUAUGUUGUUGAUUUCCGCACCAAAAUAAGUGGAAUCAGACCUCACCACUUAAAGAAAGCAAAGAAUUUCAAUGCCGUUCAGAAGAAAGUUGCUGAGCUGACUAAAGGAAGAAUUCUUGUUGGCCAUGCUCUGCACAAUGAUCUGAAAGCUUUGCUGUUAAGUCACCCAAAGAAUGAUGUGCGUGAUACUUCCGAGUAUCAACCUUUCCUAAAAGAAGGACGUAGUCGUGCACUUAGGAGUCUUGCAGCCGAAAUUCUAGGAGCAGAUAUACAAAAUGGAGAGCAUUGUCCGGUGGAAGAUGCACGUGCUGCUAUGUUGCUUUACUUAAAACACAGGAGGGAGUGGGAAAAGCAUGUCAAGAGGAUGAAGAAAAAACAGGGAAUCCGGAAGCCGAAGAAGAAGAAGCUGGCGAAAGGUGCAGCCGUAGGUGAAGAUCAACUUGCUCCUGGAUAAUGUCUCCUGAGGCCUGAACUGCUAUGUUUUUUGUUUUCUUCAUCAAGAAAAAAAGGGUUUUCUGCUCAAACAGGUGAGGAAAUGAAUGGAUCUGCUCUUCAAUAUAAAAGAAGAAACACAGUAGAGUGUGCCUGCUCUUCUUCUUUCAAUGUACUGAAUAACUCGCCAAUUUCCAGAGUUCACACUGCAUCUGGUGGCGGAUGCCUUCAUUUAUUUUUUUAGGCUGGAUUAUUCUUAUUUUGGCACCAGAUAUCAUUUUCCAUCGACUGUUUUCGUAUGUUGGCCAUGGAAACAUAAAUAGGCUGGAAUACCAAAUUGGUAAAAAAAGAGGCUCCGGUCAUAUGGCUCAUUUUUAGCAGCGUGCUAAAAGAUGAACAUGUACCUGAGAUGAACUGAAUGUGGGUAUUAUGUGGGUAUUAUGCCUGUUCGUCUAGCUCUGUGAAGGAGCUGAGAAUAUUGCUAAAAGUUAUGGAGAACAAGUUGUCAAUCCUUUAUAAUGAAAUAAAU
Cuscuta epithymum is the source of this 1761-nucleotide messenger RNA. The record is from the annotation of a GenBank genome assembly. Lineage: Eukaryota; Viridiplantae; Streptophyta; Magnoliopsida; Solanales; Convolvulaceae.